Molecule: messenger RNA, 639 nt
Organism: Trifolium pratense (red clover)
Lineage: Eukaryota; Viridiplantae; Streptophyta; Magnoliopsida; Fabales; Fabaceae
Source: the annotation of a RefSeq genome assembly
AUGCCGGUUGGAAUUCCCAAGGUCGUCUAUUUAAUGACGGGAGACGAUGAGGAAUCUUGGACUGAUUUAUACCAUCGACUUUACGAAGAAAGACUUUUAUUUUUAGGUGACGAAGUAAACAGUGAAAUAUCAAAUCAAUUAAAUGGUCUAAUGAUAUUUCUUAGUUUACAGGACAAGACCCGAGAUUUGUAUCUCUUUAUAAAUUCUCCGGGCGGAGAGGUAAUAUCCGGAAUCGCGAUGUUUGAUACUAUGCAAUUUGUAGAAGCAGAAGUAUAUACAAUAUGCGUAGGAUUAGCCGCUUCAAUGGCAUCUCUUAUUUUGCUCGGGGGAGAAAUUACCAAACGUCUAGCAUUCCCUCACGCUAGGGUAAUGAUGCAUGAACCUGUUAUUUCUUUGAAUGACGAAAAAACAGAAGAAUGUACGCUGGACGCGGAUGAAUUACUGAGAAUAUACCAAAGUAUAAUAAAAGUUUAUGUACAAAGAACAGGCAAAUCUCCAUGGCAGAUAGCCGAAGACAUGAGAAGGGAUUGUUUUAUGUCAGCAGAAGAAGCCCAAGCCCACGGAAUUGUUGAUAUGGUCUCGGAUUCUUUGUCUUUUAUUUCUUUUCUAAACCGGGAGGAUGAGGAUAAAGAUGUUUAA